Suillus paluster is the source of this 1288-nucleotide messenger RNA. Its product is annotated as S-adenosyl-L-methionine-dependent methyltransferase. NCBI's taxonomy places the organism in Eukaryota, Fungi, Basidiomycota, Agaricomycetes, Boletales, Suillaceae. The transcript has 6 exons. The coding region runs from base 279 to 1145 and encodes 288 amino acids. The record is from RefSeq and is a predicted model, not a curated record.
ACAUUCUCAAUAUUUAUCGUGAUGGAAAAUCAUUAAACACAUCAAUCAGAGACAAGUCAGAAAAACUACGAAUGCACUGAUCGCCGAUUCGAGCGCUACGUACCGCCUUGCAUGAUCGGCGUUUCAGAACUAUGCCAUGUGAUCAUGUAGAGAAGCUGGUAGAGUUCUCCUUCAGAGUCUCACUGGUCGAUCCACCACUCUAAUAUCUGAUUACUAAGCGAAUGCUACUAUCUAGCCUAAGGUAGUGGUCUGACGUCUGAAAAAGGCCGAUCGGUGUAAUGCCGAAACUCCCUGAGUACAUACAUAGCACGAACAUGAAUUCAGGCAUGUCUUCCCAAGACCCUAUGUCAAACUCGGACUACUCCGCAUCGGACUACAACCAAACAGCAUCAUUUGUAUAUUCUGCUGAGUACACUGCGCCCGUAUUAUCGGCCCUGAAACCUUCUGUCGGCGAACGAAUCGUUGACUUCGGAUGCGGGACCGGAGAAUUGACCUUGCAGAUCCAAGAAGCUGUUGGUGCGACUGGGUUGACAGUUGGUAUUGACUAUAACAACGACAUGGUUUCUAAAGCUUUGACGAAUGGCGUAAAACACGCAUUCGUGUCUGACCUUCAAGAUCUUCGGAUACCUGCACAUUUGUUCGAGGAGAACUCCUUCGAUGCCGUCUUCAGUAAUGCCGCACUACAUUGGUGUAAGGAACAUCCACGCGGAGUUCUGAAUGGAGCAAAGCGGCUGCUUAAAGAUGGCGGGCGGUUUGUAUGUGAGAUGGGUGGAUUCAUGAAUUGUACCGGCGUCCGAUUCGGUCUUCACCGGGCUGUCAAAAAGCGCGGUUACGAGCCCGAUAAAAUGGAUCCAUGGUACUUUCCGUCAAUUGCAGAAUAUCAAGGGCUAUUGCAAAGCGCAGGUUUCCGUGUCAAUGCCAUUAGUUUGGUCCCAAGGCUGACGCCGCUGCGGAACGGUGGCCUACACGGAUGGUUGCAGCUUUUUGCGCGCCGAACGUUCCUGAAGGAAUUCAGUGAUGAGGAGGCCGCUGCCAUAAUAGAUGAGGUUAUAGAUAUGUGCGAGGUUGACAUGAAGGACAAAGAGGGGAAUUGGGCUAUCAUGUACGUUCGACUGCGAUUCUUGGCAACCCUUGAUAGCCCUUGAUGGAACUGGAGCCAAAGAAUGAUGCACAAAGUUCAAGUUCGUAAAGGCAUAGAUAAAUAAUUACGACGAAUAUGAUCCAAUAACCCUAUGCUAGGUACUUCUAGUACUUAUCCCCUCUGGGCAAGAGCUCCUGAAGAGAAUGC